Xyrauchen texanus (razorback sucker) is the source of this 6952-nucleotide messenger RNA. RefSeq names its product centrosomal protein of 170 kDa-like. Gene Ontology annotation, cellular component: centriole. Gene Ontology annotation, molecular function: protein binding. Bases 200 to 4681 code for a protein of 1493 amino acids. The transcript has 19 exons. NCBI's taxonomy places the organism in Eukaryota, Metazoa, Chordata, Actinopteri, Cypriniformes, Catostomidae. The record is from RefSeq and is a predicted model, not a curated record.
GCCUGAUUCCUGGCUGCCGUGUGUCGCCGCUAUUUGUUAGGAAUAACGUUAUUGCUGCUGAGCAACUGGGACGUAAGAGCACACACUGGGCUGGGCUACGAGAACGGUUUAGUUGCUGCAUUGAAGCUCGGGAUCAGUUUGGCAGGGAAAAGAACAGCAAGGGAUGACGUAGGGUCUGAGGCUGGAGGAUAGAGAAGAGAUGAGCCUCACAUCCUGGUUCCUCGUUAGCAGCGGGGGCACACGGCAUCGGCUGCCCCGGGAGAUGAUCUUUGUGGGCCGUGAUGACUGUGAGCUUAUGUUACAGUCUCGUAGUGUGGACAAGCAGCAUGCUGUCAUCAACUUUGAGUCCAGCAGUGAUGAGCACAAAGUGAAGGAUCUAGGAAGCCUGAAUGGGACAUUUGUGAAUGAUGUCAGAAUCCAGGAACAGAUGUAUAUCACUCUGAAGAUUGAUGACAAACUAAGGUUUGGAUAUGAUACCAACCUGUUCACCGUGGUGCGAGGAGAGCUACAUGUGCCAGAGGAGGCUCUGAAGCAUGAGAAGUUCACCAGCCAACUCCAGCUGGGCAAGAAGCCCACCUUCCCAGAGCCCUUAAAAAAACCCAAGUCCUCCCCAGGCAAACCCAAAGCAUCCAAACCCGCAGAGCCCAUUGCUGAGCCAACAGUCAAACCUGCAGAACUUAUUAAAGGAGAUGACAAGAUGCCAGGCGAUAUAGCUGCAAUGCACAGGGGUACUCCACUGUAUGGACAGCCAUCCUGGUGGGGUGAUGGUGAUGCAGAUGACGAGAAUUCUUUUAAACAGGAGAAUAAAACAUCUGGAAAGAAGCAGGAGAGCAGUGGGACAGACAGCAAAGAGGCCAAGCAGGUUGAUAAAUCAAAGGAAAAUGGUCUGGGAUCUGUAGGCACUGAGACCAGCUACUUUGAGAUUCCCGGCAAGGAGGGACAAAUGGAAGAGAACAGCAUCCAUGAGAUCCCAACAAAGGACACUGAGGGCGUUGGGGCCUCAAAAGCUGCCUCAGGCACUACUGCUGCCGCACAGGCUAACACCUCAUUCACCAUCGAGUUUGACGACACUUCCCCAGGGAAGGUCACCAUUAAAGAUCACGUGUCUCGUCCACGGCCUAAAAAAUCACCUCACGUUGGGGGUAAAGACCUCCUGCAUGCAGCCAUUAUGGCCUCUGAGACUAAGGUGGCAGACUGGCUCGCCCAGAAUGACCCUCCUCUAGUGAGGCGUGAGUCCACAGAAGAAGACAGUAAAAGCAUCAAGAGUGAUGUGCCUGUCCAUCUCAAUAGGCUUAAAGGCAGCAAGCACGAGGAUGGCACACAGAGCGAUUCUGAGAACGGGCUGGGGCUGCGCUUUGGCAGCAAGCGGCACGCUGCAUUGGAGGAGCGUCUGAGAGCUGCAGGAGUGGGGCGCGUCAAAACAGAUGGUUCGGGCACUGUGAGCCGCACCGCCUUUAUGAUUGAGUUCUAUGAUGAGGAUAACCCUCGCAAAAGGCGCUCUUACUCAUUCUCACAAACCACACCGCUCCUUGGAGGAGUAGCAGGGGAGGGACUUUGCCCGACACCGCCCUCACACCCUAAGGUUAUCGCCACGGCAGUGGAUGGCAGCAAGGGCAUGUCGUCGUCACUGGCAGCACUCGCCCCCACUGCUGCUCGACUUCUGCUCAAGCAAAGGUCGGAGGAGAAAAAUGUGGUGCAGAGCCCUGCCGGUACUGGUCAGCCCAGUCCUACUGAUGAGGCCCAGAAACAAGAUGAUGAUCAGAGUGACAAAGGCACAUACACCAUUGAACUGGAUAACCACAACCCAGAGGAAGAGGAGGCACGCCGAAUGAUCGAUAAGGUGUUUGGGGUGGAGAACUCUCAGGAUUCUGGUUGCCCUGAGCAGCAGGAAGCUGGUGGGAAAGGGAAGGACCAUAAGAAGCUCAGCUCCGCAGUAUCUGAGAAACUUGUGGAGGAUUCUAUCGCAGUUGGCAGCCCUCGCUGGGUUUCACAGUGGGCCAGUUUAGCUGCUAAUCAAACAAGAACAGACCCAGAGGGAUCUGGAGCAGAACCGCCAGCUUUUAUCCAUCAAGAGCGAGAUGCUGAUACCUCUAUCAAGAGCACUGGAUCCACCACUUCCAGCCAAGCUGAGCGUAAGAGAAGAACUCUUCCCCAGCUUCCCACAGAGGAGAAGAUAAAGCUUUCUGAGAUCGGUGAGAAGCAAGACACAGAACCCCAGGAAAAAGAAAGCCACAGUGAAAUUGGCUAUGUGAAGGACCAUAAAGGUGACUGCAAGUGCCUUGGCACUCUGGAUAAAAAGAAUAUUGAGUCUGACAUGUCUAGCCAAGCGAAGUCCUUCCAGCAGGAUGGGAAAACAAGACAACAGUCAUCCUCCAAGUCGUCUGUACGCUCCCUGGGAAAUGGAGAGGGAACUGAGGAAGGUCGCAGGAGGCGUUCCGAGGACAAGAGUAAAGUCAGUGAUGGGGAGAGAUCUGGGAAGCCACUGGUAAGGCAGGGCAGCUUUACCAUUGAUAAGCCCAGCGGUAACGUACCCAUAGAACUGAUUCCUCGCAUUAAUCGGCAGAACAGUGGGAGGGAUCGUAGUGACUCAGUGGGCAGCAUGGACACGGCGACUCUUCUCAAAGACACUGAAGCUGUCAUGGCAUUCCUGGAAGCCAAGCUCCGUGAUGAGAAAAAGUUUAGCUCAACAGCGGCACCUAGCUGUCCCCCCAUAUGCCCUUUGUCCCCGGAAUCAGAUAUUGACACAAGCACGGUCAGCCAGGCAACUGAUGGUGAUCGUAAGGUUGUGCAGAAGCGUCGCUCUCUUAGCAGCCUUUAUAGAGAGAAAAGCAAUGCGAGCACUACCGCAAAAACCACGACCAGUGCGAGAGAACGUCUGGAGAAGAAGACCAAAACCAAGACUACAGAAAGCCGUUCAGAUGCUCGCCGGUCAGCGCAAACAGCUUCGCGUGGCCGCCAACCAUCCCAGGAUCUCACUGAUGAUGACCAGACGUCCUCGUUAGCCAUUUCCGACAUCCUGUCCUCUGACCAGGAGAUGUAUACUAGUCGCUCACUCACCAAAGGUUACUUCACCUCCACUGAUGAUCUCUUGCAGUCCAAGCUUGAUACUAACAAAUCUGCAAAGUCCAUAAAGCCCAGCAAGACUCUGCACAGUAGCACCACAUCCCUCACGAAACAGACCGGUGUGAGUUUGCCCCAACCCCGUCCUACAAGGGCGUCCCUGUUGCGGAGGGCUCGACUCGGGGACACGUCGGACACGGACCUGGCGGAUGCAGACAGGGUUUCAGUUGCAUCUGAGGUGUCCACCACCAGUUCCACUUCUAAACCGCCAUUGGGAAGGAAGGCGCAGUCACGCAUUGACAUGCUUGCGCAACCUCGGCGAACCAGACUCGGUUCAUUUUCAGCACGGAGCGAUUCAGAAGCGACGAUCAGUCGGACCACAGCAGCCCGUGUGUCAUCGGAGACAGCCCUUCGCCUGGGACUGAGGAGUACAAAUCAGCAAGCAACGGAUGGCAAGCUAACUGCACGCAUGCGGGCCAAUAGUGUCUCCAAGCUAACGGAUCCCAAGCCGAAGACAGCACCUGUCAGCAGUAUCCCAUCAGUCAGUAACAGGUGGAGACGGCUGCCUCCUGAAUAUGCCUCUACAUCCGAAGAUGAGUUUGGCUCCAACCGUAACUCUCCCAAACACGUUCGGCUGAGGCCUGGCACCACCCUUCGCACCAGCAAGCUGGGUGUCCCCGCUCCUGUCACGGCUAGCCCUGGAGGCCUCCUCCUAAAGAACAGGAUGAGAGAACAGGAGGAGUACAUACGAGACUGGACAGCCCACAGCGAGGAGAUUGCCAGGUUAUUUCCCUGUGUGCGCAGGAUCAGCCAGGACCUCGCCAAGGAUCUGGCCAUCCUGGCACGGGAGAUCCAUGAUGUUGCAGGCGAGAUUGACUCGGUCAGCUCUUCUGGCACCGCCCCCAGCACCACGGUCAGCACAGCCGCGACCACGCCAGGCUCUGCCAUCGACACCAGGGAGGAGCUGGUUGAGAGAGUUUUUGAUGAAAGUCUAAACUUCAGGAAGAUUCCUCCUGUAGUUCACACCAAAACCUCAGAGGUCAAUGGCAGACCCGUGGAGCUUCGUCCUCGAGCCCCGGACAGCCUUGACCCUCAGACGGCCCUGCGCAGACGUACCUGGAACCGGGACGAGGUGAGACCGGCCGUGCUAGACAGUUUAUUGCUGACAUCGGUUUCCCAACUUUCUUCCAAAAUCCGACAGUCUGUCGAUAAAACUGCAGGCAAAAUCAGGAUAUUGUUCAAGGACAAGGACAGGAACUGGGAUGAUAUUGAGAGUAAACUCUGUUUUGAAAAUGAAGUUCCACUUCCCAAAACUACAAACAAGGACAUUUCUUCUAUACUAACAGAGCUCAAGAGGGUAGAAAAGAAGAUUCAAGUUAUAAAUGUCAUGGUGGAUCCUGAUGGAACCCUCGAUGCUUUGACCAGCCUCGGCUUGACCAGUCCUACUACCCCUAAACCCAGAACCAGCCCUGGAUCUCAGAACAUAUGGGGGCCCCUGCCUGGUAAGGGAGCCCCCCAUCCGCCUCCCACAACCAGCCCCAGCCAAGAGUUACCCAGUGUGGGACUCAACUUCAACCGCACACACCCCACUGGAGAGGAGAGUGCCAUUGCUAGCAAGUGAUCUGAGCAAAUGAAAAACGUUUUCUUUACAAUGAAACUGUAAGCUGGACUAAUAAAGCAACAUAGCUUGUUCCUGAAUGGAUCUUUUUUGUUUAUGUAUAAUGUAUUCCACCCUAUGUGGUCAUCCAGGAUUCUGUAUGGGAAAUGUUUGUUUUCACCCUGUAGUUUAGCCUUUUAAGAUCACACCUGUGUAUCUGGACUGACUACUUGCAAAACCACACCAAAACACACACAGCUGCUUGUGACGGGAGGCAAGUGGCUGUCCAGCUCUACACCCAGUAAACUGCCAGACAUAUCCUUUGUGAAUGGACAAAAACAACUCCAGUGCCUGUCUGCUCUCCUCUGAGCGUACCCUUCUUUGAUAAGUUAUGCACAGUGCAAAAAUCCAACUAAAAAUACAGAUUACUAUGCGUACACUGAGCAAUUGUAUAUUUGAAUUUGUCUAUUUAGAUAACUGUUUCAAAAAGCUUUUUAUGUGUUAAAUUGUUGUGCAUCCAAGCUAAGAAUUAGCUUAUAAAAAAAUCUUGUUUUUUUUUUUUUUUUAAUGUAAAGAUCAGUUCAGAAUUCACGAUUGUUUGAAUUUCAAUGACCCCAUGAAAUCGUUUUACGAGCGCCUUAUUCUUUCCUGUGAUGACAUGUUUCCUAUUAAAACAUGAAGUUUGGGCUGGGCAUUUCAAAAAGAUUGUCCCUUUUUUAAAAGUCGGCAAUAGACUAGUGAAGCCAGCCAUGAACCAUGAUUUGUUACUUGCUAGGCUUUGCAGGUAGUUUUAAGUGGGACAUUCUCAUUCUACAGAGCAUUUGAUUGGACAAAAAUGUGUGUAGUGCAAGAUGAGUCAUCAAUAUUUGGGUUUCUUUUCCCAGAAGAGAAAAGCUUUACCUUUUAAAUGUAUAACUUUAAGGAGUACACUAUCAUAUUAAUCUCAAAGCUAAUAGACAUGAGCAAAAAGCCAAAAAACUCUCAUUUUGAUUUCAUGGGGCCUUUAUAUUUACUUCCAUUUAAUAAGAAAAUGUAGCAUAAUAUUUGUAGUUUUCAAAUAGAAGAACAUCGAGAUGAAACUUACAGAUGAACGCAUGGCAUGCACUGAUGGACACUGGCAAAAUCUUGAUUAUUCAUUCAUUUUUGCUCCCUUUUAAGAGCUCCAGCACUAUUAAAGGAAUAUUCCAAGUUCAAUACAAGUUAAGUUCAAUCGAGGGGAGGGGGGGGUUAUGGUGUCACGUCAUCAUGGCAACAAAGUUGUUUAAUUAACUUUACACAGAAGGUUAGUAAGCGAUUUUAUCACACUUAAAUCAUAUGAAAAAAAAUAUUGUUUUUGUCUUGUGGCUAUACUUUUGAAACAAAGUAUUUUAAUGUUUAUAGUUUGGCCACAUUACAUUGUAAGUAUCUCACUGGAACCCAGAUUUUCAAAAUAAAUUUUUGGGGUAAUCAAACUAUGCCACAAAUGCUGUUGAUUGAGCUUAACUUGUACUGAACCCCAAUAUUCCUUUUAGAGCUGACGAAGCCUUAUGAUUGUAAGUGAUGUGUAUACUAACAAUUUUUGGGCAUAUUUCACAUUACUUGCAUAGAUUGUCUUUCUCUUCAUGAUGCCCUAAUACCUACUAGCCUUCUUUUUCAAAAGAGAUAUGUUCCACAUUUGUGUGCAUGUUUGUUUACCAUAUACCCAAGUUUUGUUUCUUCUGCUGCUUGUCUGUAUUAUUUAGGGGGUAUGGUGAAGGAAUAAUCCUGAACCACAAACCUGGCCUGUCUUUGUAAAGCCCUGUAGGAAGAGUAUUUCAUACACAGUGUAACUGUAAUUAGACUUAGACUUAGAAAAUAGUGCAGUUAGGUACUGUACCAGAAAGAAUACAUACAGUGGGCUUUAAAUGUUUAAUGUCACAAAGUGCCCAGUAUUCUGUAGUCUUUCUGUCUUUGAGGAUGAAAAGAUUUAAUGUGCUAAAGUUUAAUUUUGCACAUCACAGGUGUAAUGUGACAUGGAAUAGUAAAUUCAGGGUAAAAAAAAUACACCACUACAUCCUACUGUACCCAUUAGAAGAUGCCUUUACAGUGGGAUUUCCCUUUUACAUAAAAACAACCUGUGUGAGAUGGUCUACCCCUGUAUGGGAGCAGAUAAAAUGCUUGGUACAUACAUUUUCCCUUUGUGGUUUACACAUUGUGUAUCAUAUCAGUGGUUGUUUCCUUUUUUCCAUUGUUUUUAAUCAAUGUACUGUUUAUUUAUUUUUCUUUAUUUCGAUACAUUUAAUAAUGGCACUUUUUUUUUAUAUUUUUGCAUAUUCU